Chaetomium strumarium is the source of this 2557-nucleotide messenger RNA. RefSeq names its product dipeptidyl peptidase IV N-terminal region-domain-containing protein. Gene Ontology annotation, cellular component: plasma membrane. Gene Ontology annotation, biological process: proteolysis. NCBI's taxonomy places the organism in Eukaryota, Fungi, Ascomycota, Sordariomycetes, Sordariales, Chaetomiaceae. The transcript has a single exon. Gene Ontology annotation, molecular function: serine-type peptidase activity; dipeptidyl-peptidase activity. The record is from RefSeq and is a predicted model, not a curated record. Bases 94 to 2508 code for a protein of 804 amino acids.
GAGGUGAUCAUAAAAUCACCGGUACCCGUCGUGCAACCGCACCUCGCUCCCCCUCAGCAACCUCCACGCUCGAGGUUGACAGUUGGGGUCAGGAUGCGAAACUUUCUCUCAGUCUGCCUCGCGGCGGCGGCAGUCGUCAAGGCCAUUGAGCCUCCCCGAUAUCCUCACCAACCUACCGGCAAUGGCACUAAGCUUCUCACUUACAACGUCACCACCGGCGGUGAGCUGUCCGUGUCGACCACGUCUGUCACAUGGGUCAAAUCUCAGCACGACGGCGACUUCAUCACCAAGGCCGACGACGGGUCCCUUGUCUUUGAAAAUGUCGUCAGUGGUAACAGAACCACAUUCUUGUCGGCCGACAUGAUCCCGGCCGGCUACUGGGACUACAAGAUCUCGACCGACCAGUCCAAGAUCUUAUGGGCCGUCAAUUACACCAAGCAGUACCGGCACAGCUACUUUGCAAACUAUUUGGUCCAGGAUGUUGCAACGGGACAGACGGAGUCCCUGGUAAAGGACUCCAAGGCCGACAUCCAGUUCGCCACGUGGAAUCCCGCCUCGUCCUCGCAGAUCGCCUUCGUCCAGGGGAGCAACCUGUUUAUCUGGGAGAAUGGGACGACGAGCCAGAUCACGACCAACGGCGGCCCGGAUAUGUUCAACGGCGUGCCGGACUGGGUCUAUGAGGAGGAAGUGUUCGGCUCCAACUCCGCACUCUGGUACUCGCCCGACGGCGCGUACGUCGCCUUUCUCAGCUUCAACGAGACGGGCGUCGAGACGUUCACCGUCCCCUACUACAUGAACAACCAGCCGGUUCCGCCGCCGUACCCACGUGAGCUGAAGCUCCGAUAUCCGAAGGUCGGCACCAAGAAUCCCACCGUGUCUCUACAUCUCCUUGACGUUGCGGCGCGGUCAUCCGCCCAGCUGUCCAUCGAUGCCUGGCCGGCGGACGACCUGAUCAUUGGAGAGGUUGCUUGGGUGACAGAGGGCCACGACAAGCUGAUCUACCGGGCCUUCAACCGCAUCCAAGACCACGAGAAGCUCGUGCUUGUCGACACAGAAACGCAAGGCUCGACCGUCACCCGCGAGAGGGACGGAUCCGACGGCUGGCUCGACAAUAACCUGGCCAUCACCUACAUCGGCCCCCUCAAGUCCAAGGCUGGGACACGCGGUGACAAAGACCACAACAAGAAGGACAGGUACUACCUCGACAUGUCGGACAUUUCCGGCUGGAACCAUCUCUACCUCUUCUCCCUCGACGGCAAGACCAACAUCACCCUAACAUCGGGAGAUUGGGAGGUAGCCUCGAUCGCCAAGGUCGACACCGCCCGCGGCCUAGUGUACUACACCUCCACCGAGCACCACCCCACCGAGCGGCACCUCUAUAGCGUCUCUUACCUAACCGGCACCAAAACCCCACUAGUCGACCCCUCCAUCCCAGCAGUCUGGGCCGCCUCCUUCUCCGCCCACGCCGGCUUCUACAUCCUGCGCUACGCCGGCCCGGACGUGCCCUACCAAGAACUCUACUCCAUCACCAACCCUGCCUCCCCGAUCCGCACCAUCAACUCCAACGCCGCCCUCCACGCCGCCCUCCAAGCCUACCGCCUCCCCAACAUCACCUACCUUGACUUGCCCCACCCCUCCGUUCCGGGCGCCACCCUCUCCGCCAUGCUCCGCCUCCCAGCCAAUUUCAACUUUGACGACCCAUCCAAGAAAUCCAAGGGCAAGAAGAAGAAAUACCCGGUCCUGCUAACCCCCUACGGCGGGCCCGGCGCGCAGGAAGUCACCAAGGCCUUCCAGCCGCUGGACUGGAACGCCUACAUCGCGUCGGACCCGGAGCUGGAGUAUGCCACGCUGACGGUCGACAACCGCGGGACCGGGUUCCGCGGGCGGGCCUUUCGCGCGGCUGUGGCGGGGCGGUUGGGCGAGCUGGAGGCGCAGGACCAGAUCUGGGCUGCGAAGUGGCUGAUGACGACGAGUGAGACUGGUGUUGAAUGGGUGGAUAAGGAGAGGGUUGGGAUCUGGGGAUGGAGCUAUGGCGGGUAUUUAACGGCCAAGGUAGUGGAGGUAGGGGAUCCGGCAAUCGCGUUCGGGAUUGCUACCGCGCCGGUGGCGGAUUGGAGGUUGUAUGAUAGUGUGUAUACCGAGCGGUAUAUGAAGGGUUUGGAGGGGAACGAGGUCGGGUAUAAUGCUUCUGCGGUGAGGCGGGCGGAUGGGUUUAAGGGGCUAAGGGGCAAGUUCUCGCUGCAGCAUGGCACGGGGGAUGAUAAUGUGCAUUUUCAGAACUCGGCGGCGCUGGCGGAUCUGCUGAUGGGUGCCGGCGUCGGGCCGGACAGGUUGGCGGUUACCUUCUUUGCGGAUUCGGAUCAUGGGAUCAGGUACCAUGGCCAGAACGCGUUUGUGUACAAGCAGUUGAGCGAGAGGCUGCUGGAGGAGAAGAGGAGGGAGGGCGGUGGUCGAGGGCACCAGUGGAGUAGGCGGAAGGGGACGAGCUCCAGGGCGUGGAGAGGGUGAUGGAGGGUAGGGUUGAAUCAGACUAAUGCGUCGCACCAGGUGGCAAUGA